Messenger RNA from Phragmites australis (common reed), 506 nucleotides. RefSeq lists its product as uncharacterized. Lineage: Eukaryota; Viridiplantae; Streptophyta; Magnoliopsida; Poales; Poaceae. The coding region runs from base 89 to 289 and encodes 66 amino acids. The record is from RefSeq and is a predicted model, not a curated record. The transcript is spliced from 3 exons.
CCGCCUUCUUCCGCGUCUGACAGACCGCCGCUUCUUUCGGAUCUGAGCGAGGUGAGACCUGCGGUGCCGGGGCCUCCUGGGGGGGAGGAUGAACUGGAUCGGGCGCAAGAUCCACCUCUACAAUGUCACCAUCGGCCUCUACAUGCUCGAUUGGUGGGAGCGCUACCUCUUCAAUAUAUUGAUGAUUUGCCUUUUUUGGUACAUUCUCCGGUAUCUCCUUGGGUUCUUUCAAAGUAAUCUGAAGACUCUUUUUCAAGGUGGAAACUAUCUUGUGCAAGGCAGUACAUAGCCAUGAGCAAAUGAGAUCUGUUUAUGGUUUUUAACUUAUUUGUCCAUGUAAUUCCAUCUGUUUAAUUAGUUGUUAACUGAACAACCAGAGAACUAAUGGGAAAAUUAUCACUGUGUAGCCAUUAUCUGUAUCGUCCCUGGAAGCUAAAAUGCCUUUGGUGUUCCUGUUAAUGAAGAUGAAAAAACUGAUGUGUGCAAGAUUGACCUUUUGUGUUGUA